GAUAAAGCAAUCUGAGUAUUUGUCUUUGCUACAGCUGAAUUAGGUGUCCUUUUGUUGAGCGCUCGCAGGAAGCAUUUCCAGCAGAAAGCAUAAAUAAAUUGCAGCAGAAAAUGGAAAAAGAAAAAAAGAAGGAAAGCUAUAUUCUGAAAAAUAAAAAUAUGUUUUUUUUUUUCUUUCUUUCUCCCUUUUCUACUCCGUUAGACAUUACAAAUUAUGCUUCAACAGCCUUCUCUUUACAAGUAGAAAUGACUUUCCUAUGUCAAAACUAAUACAACCUUGUUAUCUUAAACAAGGACAUUACUUUUCUCCUAAAUCAGAUUAUUCUUAGCGCAUCGUAUUUAUGUCUCGUGACUCAGUUCCUGCUUCUUGCGUCACAUGUUUCUUGAUCAGUGAUUCUAUUCUUGUAUGACGUAAGUGCUUAUGUCAACAUAAAAAGAAUCUGCCGUUUCCAAUACACAAUCCACUUGCUUAGUCAGACUCCAUUGCUUUCUUCCAAAAAUUCUGAUGCAAGACUAAGAAAAGGUUAUAGAAAAUGACAGGGAAAAAGCUGCUUCAAAUGUUAGCCUUUCUUGAUCCUAUCGACCAGUUUGGUCUGGAAAUCAGCACAUAAGAAUUCCCUUCUCUGCUACAAAACUUUUAGAUCAACCAUCUUUCUACUUCUUUUCUCUGUUCAAAUUUUUUUUUUCUUUUAAGCUCAAUCAGUUCAUGCUUACAGUAUCAAAUGGACAGUGAUGCUAAAAGACAUCCUGAGCUUUACUUUUUCUUCUUCCCAUUUAUGGCUCAAGGCCAUAGUAUUCCACUCAUAGACAUGGCCAAACUAUUUGCAUCAAGAGGCCAAAAGGUAAGUAUAAUUACUACUCCUGUCAAUGCACCUGAUAUAUCCAAAGCAAUUGAGAGAAGCAGGGUUUUGGGUCAUGAAAUUGACAUUCUUAUCAUCAAAUUCCCUUGUGUGGAAGCUGGAUUGCCUGAAGGAUGUGAGCACUUGGAGUUGGUUACUUCACCUGAAAUGGGGUUAAAUUUUUUCAUGGCCACUGAUAUACUUGCUAAGCCACUUGAACAUCUCUUGAAACAGUACCGUCCUGAUUGUCUGGUUGCAGACACUUUCUUUCCAUGGUCUAAUGAAGCUGCAUCUAAAUCUGGUAUUCCAAGAAUUGUAUUUAGUGGAACUUGUUUCUUCUCUUCAUGUGCUUCACAGUGUGUGAAUAAAUAUCAGCCUUACAAGAACAUAUCAUCCGAUACCGAUCUUUUUGUCAUUCCAGAAUUUCCAGGUGAGAUCAAGUUGACAAGAAACCAACUUCCAGAAUUUGUUAUACAACAAACUGGCUUCUCUGAGUUCUAUCAGAAAGUAAAAGAAGCAGAAGCUAAAUGCUAUGGCGUUAUUGUCAAUAGCUUCUACGAGCUCGAACCCGAUUAUGUUGAUAAUUUCAAGAAAGUUUUAGGAAUCAAAGCAUGGAACAUUGGCCCCAUUUCAUUAUGCAAUAGUAACAUUCAGGAUAAAGCAAAGCGAGGGAGAGAAGCAUCUAUUGAUGAAAACGAGUGUUUGGGAUGGCUCAAUUCAAAGAAACCAAACUCUGUUAUUUAUAUUUGCUUUGGAAGUGUUGCGAAUUUCCUUUCUUCACAACUUCUUGAGAUUGCAAUGGGUCUUGAAGAUUCUGGGCAGCAGUUUAUUUGGGUGGUAAAGAAAAGCAAGAACAAUCAAGAAGAAUGGUUACCUGAGGGGUUUGAGAAAAGAAUGGAAGGGAAGGGACUAAUAAUACACGGAUGGGCACCUCAAGUAACGAUUCUUGAACAUGAAGCAAUUGGAGGAUUCGUAACUCAUUGCGGAUGGAAUUCAACGCUUGAAGCAAUAGCGGCAGGAGUGCCAAUGGUUACAUGGCCAGUAGCUGCUGAGCAGUUUUACAACGAAAAGUUGAUAACUGAGAUAUUAAGAAUUGGAGUUGCUGUGGGUACUAAAAAAUGGUCUAGAGUAGUUGGUGAUAGUGUGAAGAAAGAAGCCAUAAAGAAGGCAGUGACACAAGUUAUGGUGGAUAAGGAAGCAGAGGAAAUGAGAUGUAGGGCAAAAAACAUUGGAGAAAUGGCAAGAAAAGCAGUUUCGGAAGGUGGAUCUUCUUACUCUGAUUUUAAUGCCUUCAUUGAAGAAUUGAGGAGAAAAAAGGUCUAGAAUGUUGUUAUUAAUAUUGCAAUGUAGAUUUUUAUUUUCAAUAUCUUCACCUUGGUUAAGAAUUCUUUUCUUCGCCUUUUUUCUUCCAAAUAAAUUUAAGUUCCAUGUA
Messenger RNA from Ricinus communis (castor bean), 2270 nucleotides. RefSeq names its product scopoletin glucosyltransferase. Gene Ontology annotation, molecular function: UDP-glycosyltransferase activity. The transcript has a single exon. Bases 722 to 2161 code for a protein of 479 amino acids. The record is from RefSeq and is a predicted model, not a curated record. NCBI's taxonomy places the organism in Eukaryota, Viridiplantae, Streptophyta, Magnoliopsida, Malpighiales, Euphorbiaceae.